AUGUACCUUGGCAGCAUCGCUAUGUCCUUAAACCUGCCCACGCGAGCUGUGCCGGGGGCUGCGACGGUCGUCUUCGAACCGCCAUCAAGAUGGCAUUCCCGUGUUUGCCAGCAGACCGCAGGCAAGGCCUUGAGAGAUGUGACUCUUCUUGCCGGAACCUCUGCGGUCUGGCACCACUGGAGGCGCUGCCGCAAGCAAAGGGCUACGGCUACGACCGCUUGUGGGGUCAUUAGCGACGCCGCCGUCAUGCAAAGGCUGACCAAGGAAGAUGAACCUGAGAUCCAUCUUGGGAAGGGCCUGUUUGGUGCCUCGCAGUUGCAGGAGCUGAUCUCCCUGUGCGACGCCCGGCACGGAUUCGCUGCCAGUGUCCAGCGGCGCAAGGAUGGGGAAGUGGUGGUGGACCAGCACAGGACAUCGAGCUCUUGCCCCAUGCUUUGGCCACUGAUGACCCCACCGGAUCGCCUGCAGAUGCUGCGCGAUGCUGGCAACGUGGCUUUGGCUGAGCAGAUCGAGCAGGAGCUGAGGGCGGUGCAGGCCGUGCAGAGGCGAUGCGCCCAGGCGAUGCGAAGCAAGAGGUGGAUGCCGGUUGGAACGCCUAGGAAGAGAAGAGAGGAAGAGAUGCCUUUUUCCUUUGAACCUUGCGUAUGCCAUGUAUUGAACCCCCUCGUAGAUUUGAGCCAACCAGGCCAGUGUGAGACAAGUAGUGGCCCAGUGCUGGGCCGGAGAAUCGUUUGA
Molecule: messenger RNA, 735 nt
Organism: Durusdinium trenchii
Lineage: Eukaryota; Dinophyceae; Suessiales; Symbiodiniaceae
Source: the annotation of a GenBank genome assembly